Brassica oleracea var. oleracea is the source of this 1293-nucleotide messenger RNA. RefSeq names its product F-box/kelch-repeat protein At4g38940-like. NCBI's taxonomy places the organism in Eukaryota, Viridiplantae, Streptophyta, Magnoliopsida, Brassicales, Brassicaceae. Gene Ontology annotation, molecular function: protein binding. The record is from RefSeq and is a predicted model, not a curated record. Bases 35 to 1144 code for a protein of 369 amino acids. The transcript has a single exon.
GAUUUACUGAUUCACUCAACCACAGCUGUUUCAGAUGUCUGAAUUAAUGGAGCAAUUCUUGGCGCUGUCAGUGUCUCCUCCUCUGAUUCCGUCACUUCCAGACGACGUCACCGUUGAUAUCGUAGCUGCUCGGGUACCCAUAAACCAUUACCCGACUCUCUCCCGCGUUUCCAAGAGUUUCAGGAAACUCAUUGCCUCUCCUACGCUCUACAAGAGGCGAUCCCAGCUAGGCAUCACCCAACACCGUGUCUAUGCUGUCCUCCACAGCCGCAAAACUCGUGCUUCCAGUUUCUACAUCCUCCACCGGAAAGUCGACGACUGCAGUAACCGCUUGGUGGUUGUCCGGUCAAUUACUCUCAAGUCUUCCUGCGGAAACUAUGUCCCGGUGGGUUCGAAGGUGUAUGUGUUUAACGAUCUCGAUGCGCUCAGCAUUGACUGCACCUCUCACACGUCUCAGUCCAUCCCUGAAAUUCCUCAGCGCAUGGCUUAUAAAGUGGUUAACGUGGUUGACGAGAAGAAGAUUUAUGUAAUCGGUGAUUCGGUUUGUCAUGUCGUUAAGGAGGAGGGUGGUGUGUUGCGGGAAACGUGGAAGAAGGCAGUCACGGUGUUUGAUACAGAAACCCAGUUGUGGGAGCCUAAGUUGGUAAAGGAAGACAUGUUUGUAGGUGUCCUUUGGUCUGAUUCUGUGGUGAUGGAUGGUAAGAUUUACAUGAAAGAUUACAGCAAGGGCAACUCUUUUGUUUAUGAACCAGAUGAAAGGAAAUGGGAAUUGAUGGACGAGGUGUUGAAUUCUAAGGCCUGGGAGGGUGCAUGUGUGGUUGACAACGUCUUGUACUAUCACGAUUUGAGGGCGUUGAGGGCGUAUGAUCCAAAGCAGAGCUGUUGGAGUGUUGUCAACGGUUUGGGAGAUUUUUUGGUGGCUAAGACUGCUCGUUCAAGGUGGUGCCAUGCGGUGAACUAUGGCGAGAAGAAGCUGGCUCUCUUCUUUCAUAAAAACCAUGAAGGCAAAGAGGUCAUUUUCUGUGCAGAGAUUGCUUUGGAAAGGCGCCAAGGAGGAGAGAUUUGGGGUCAGAUGGAGUCGUGUGAUGUUGUGAUUGAGGAUGGGCUGUUUGACAUGGUCAAAUUUGUUUCGGUUUCCCUUUGAUGCAGCAUACUAAUUAAUAUCUCUAUUUAGAUCCCUUCGUAUUUUAAAUUAUCCUAAAUGCCAUCUCUUGUGGUCGUAAGUUUGCUAACAUCGUUUAUGUUAGACAAAACCUUGAGUGUGUUGUUUUAUGUUUUCGUUUAAAACUUUGG